AUGUCCUGGUACCGCAACACCGUGUGGUUCGUGAAGGGGCUGCGGGAGUACACGAGAGGUGGUUACGAGUCUGCUUCCAAGCACUUCAACCCAGCUGAUGUGGAGGUGGAUGUGGCUGGAAGAUCCUUCCUGGUCACUGGUGCAAACAGUGGCAUUGGCAAGGCCACGGCCAAGGAGAUAGCGAGAAGAGGUGGCACGGUUCAUCUGGUUUGCCGAAAUAAAGAACGGGCUGAAGUUGCCAAAGAGGAAAUAGUGACAGAAACGGGCAAUCAGAAUAUCUUCUUGCAUAUUGUGGACAUCUCUAAUCCCAAGGAAAUAUGGAAGUUUGCUGAAAAAUUCCAGAAUGAACAUAAAUUAAAUGUGUUGGUCAACAACGCGGGAUGUAUGGUGAAUAACAGAGAGUUAACUGAAGAUGGACUUGAAAAAAACUUUGCAACAAACACUUUGGGUACAUACAUCAUGACAACUGCCCUGGUGCCCCUCCUGGAAAAAGCAGCUGAUGCCAGAGUGAUAACUGUCUCUUCUGGGGGCAUGCUAGUUCAAAAAUUAAACAUAUCUGACUUGCAGUCAGGAAAUGGGCCAUUUGAUGGAACUAUGGUGUAUGCACAGAACAAGGUACAAGAAAGACAGCAAGUUGUCCUGACAGAACAGUGGGCAAAGGCUCACAGAAACAUCCAUUUCUCCGUGAUGCACCCCGGCUGGGCAGACACUCCAGCUGUGAGAUCAUCCAUGCCUGAUUUCUAUGAGAGGAUGAAGAACUCGCUGCGCACAGAGGCCCAAGGAGCUGACACCGUCCUGUGGUUGGCGGUGUCAGCUGAAGCAACAAAGCUGCCCAGUGGCUUGUUCUUCCAAGACAGGCAACCAGUCCCUACACACUUACCCCUAGCAUACACUCACAGUCCACCAGAGGAUGAAGAGAAACUAAUGGAGGUGCUGGAAGAAUACUCCCAGAAGUUUAAAUCCAUUUCUCCAGGAAUGUAGUGUCUCUGCUGAUACAGUGUCACUGUAAAUCUUGUAAUUGCACAGUAACCUGCUGUUGAGGGGAAGUAGGAUUCCACAGGCCUGUUAAAAACGAAUUAGAUUCAGGUGUUCGCAUUAUGAGGCAGUAGAGUGGCACCUGUAUAAUUUUUUCUGCUGCCAAGUCUCUCCCACUGUGAAUGUGCAGCUUCUGCCUCAAGACACACUAAGGUUGUGCUCUUUGGAUAGAACGAGAAAUUGAAAGGCAUUAAAAUAAACCCUAUUAAAGUUUGUAAAGUUACCUAGAAUAAUUUAAAACACUCAACAUAGAGAAAUGCAGAGGAGUGUACUUUAAGUAGUGUUUGUGAAGGACUUCAGGAAAGAAGUGGGGGUGUUUUAAACAACUUUUAACUGCUGUAUUUGACAGGCUGGUGGUUUCCUUCACUGCAUGAGGGUGACUGGGCUCAAACAUAUAACUGGGAAUGCAGAAACUCUUGCAGAGCCUGCUUAGUUUAAAGGGAAGGAUUCCUCACAGCCUUCUAUAAAUUAGUGCCGGUAUGCAGAAGUGAUCUGUUUCCUCAUGUUUAAACAGCAAGAAUUUAGGAACACUGCCAAAUGCCUUCUGUAUUACUUUAUGGAGCCAGGGCUAAAUAUUAUCCCAUUUAUGUCAAAAUACCAUGAAGUAGGAGGUUUCAACACAACACACCCAGACAUGGCUGGAUCCAGCAGAGAAAUGGCUGCAUGACUGUAAGCACAAAAAGAAACAACAUGCUAAGCUGUACCUGCUUGCCAUUUCUGUGAGAGAUUAAAGGCAAUUGUUCUAUCAUUAUGAAGGGAUUAAGAGGGAAAAAGAACACUGGUGGGGCACAGGUUUUAGAGGAGAAUCCUCUUCUGAUGAGAGACUUGUGUUUUGUCUGGAUCUGUUUACUUCAGACACAGAGGACAGGAUUCAUCUUAUCUGAUCUGUGCACAUUUGAAUUACUUGCUGAGUUUCUCAUUGUAAACUGGUAAAGGGAAAACCAGGCUUUUUCUCAGGGAUCAACUGGAUCUAGUUUAAGAAACACCACCUACAGUGCUGCAUCUUUCUAAUAGUGCUGAAGACAAGCAGCUCAGACUAAGAUAUUCUGGUCGGACUCAUUUUGUCUUAAUUAUUUCAGAUUUACUGCAUAGCCAAGACUAUUAUUAACAAAGGUAACACCUUUUCUCUUGAACUGUGUUUAUUAACCAACUGCCUCCAGAACCCAGCAAAAUUGCUGCACUGUUUCACAUGCGGCUCACACCAGUGUGGUAGGACCAAGGACCUAAACACAAAUAUAACACAUGUGUUCUUGAGUCUCUGCAGUGAGUGGCAGCUAAAGACUGCUGGUGGACAGAGGAGAGCUCUUCAUGUCUGGUUUACGUAAUUUAAUUUCCUCCUGGCUGACAGGACUUCCUCAUUAUUCAAAGAUCUCCUAUUAAGUAUCAGUUUAAGGGAAAAAAUGCUUUUUUCAGCCUACUGUCAAUCUCCAUAAAGACUUUACUGUCAGAGAGGCCCUAAGAAAAAUUUUCCCAUGAUAAACAGUGCUGAGACAAGUCAGGCUGUCACAGCUCUUCCUGAAGAGGCUGGGUCAGCAUUCAAACUAUUGCCUCAUUUAUAAACUUAACUCCUCCUUGCACUACAGUGAAAGAAAACAACAGCAAGGCUUGUACAGAGGUUUAUUUCCUGCAAAUCUGGUACUAACAUUUUCUAUGCUUUCAACUGUUAUAUACAGUUACCUGAAACUAGAUAAGGGCUGGAAGCAUAUAUAGUAACUACAUUUCUUAACCCAAUAGCUGCAAGGCUAAUAAAAAUAUUUGCAUAUUUACGUCGGUGUGCUUCUCAGCUAUGCAGUACAGAAGAAAAAUUUAAUGACUGGUAUUUAAAUAGUUCAUAAAAGUAAGAACUGUGCACUGUAUAUGUAUGUAUUUAACACAGUUUAGUACAUAUUCUGCACUAGUGUAUUUGAAUAGCCUGUAUUUUCUAUUUUGUGUCACGGUUUAAAAAUGAAGUCAAAGUUAACAAAACUGCUUUAAUCGAAGUUUGGUCACAGUGUCAAAGAGCAAUAUGCUAUGGUUUAAGAGCACUUUUGAUUUAAAAGGAACAAAACCACAGGAACAGCAACUGGAAGCAAAGUCCAGAGUGUCACACACUUUGGUAUUAUGUUCCUGCUGAUGCUUCAUUUCAGCCCAAUUCCACAAGAGCAAACAUGGCAUGUGGCUGCGAGCCAGUGAGAGGAUUUGUGUUAAUGCAAUCCAGAAAGACUUGCACCUUCACGUAAGUGAAUGCAUUCACAGACUCACAGAUUAUGCUGAGGCAGAAGGGACCCACAAGGAUCAUGGAGUCCAACUCCUGGCCCUGCACAGGACACCCCAGGACUUCCACCACGUGCCUGAGAACAAUGUCCAAAUGCUUCUUGAACUCUCUCAGGCUUGGUGCUGUGACCACCUUCCUGGGGAGCCCAGGGCUCAACCACUCUGAGUGAAGAACCUUUUUCUAAUAUCCAACCUAAACCUCCCCUGACAGCCUCAGGCCAUUGCUUUGGGUCCUGUCACUGGUCACCUGAGUAAAGAAAUCAGUGUCUGCUGCCUGCCCUCCCCCCCACAAGGAAGUUGUAAACUGUGAUUAGGUCUCCCCUCAGUCUUCUAUUCCACUUCUAAAACUUUAUGAGCAAAAUAAAAAUAGCAUUCAGUGACAGAUGACCAGAAAAUUAAGGUGGCACAGGUCCUUGCUAAGCAGUGCACACUGGGAGUUUGAGAGCACACCUGGUUCAUGGGAGUAGAAUGACAAACACAGCAGCUGUUCUUUUCUUUUGCUGUGCAUGUGCAGCCCAACUCUUUUGUUGCAGUUUUGAGGCUUUUAUGACUGACCUCACUCUGACGGCAUCACAUUUUUUCUUCGUUUCAUGAAGUCACCUAAUUGGGAAGUUUUUGCUCUCAGAGAUCUUGCACAGGAAUGUAGGACCACAGAGCACAUGUGGAGUUGGUCAUUUCCCUACAUCCUAAUGGAAAGAUAGCCCAUCAUUAGUGCAGCAGGGCUGACUGCCCCUGUGAUGCAGGGGCCACUGCAACUUCUCUUUUUGUCCUGGAUGAAAAUUUUUAGGAGGUCAAUGUAACAGGUAUCAAAACAAUUUUUUAAACUGCAUUUUGUCAUAAGUUUAAUUUCUGCACCC
This is a messenger RNA of Cinclus cinclus, 4145 nucleotides long. It is a transcript of the gene DHRS12, whose product is annotated as dehydrogenase/reductase 12. Lineage: Eukaryota; Metazoa; Chordata; Aves; Passeriformes; Cinclidae. The coding region runs from base 1 to 981 and encodes 326 amino acids. The transcript has 11 exons. The record is from RefSeq and is a predicted model, not a curated record.